Centruroides sculpturatus (bark scorpion) is the source of this 3318-nucleotide messenger RNA. Its product is annotated as cerebellar degeneration-related protein 2-like. The transcript has 7 exons. The record is from RefSeq and is a predicted model, not a curated record. Bases 208 to 1866 code for a protein of 552 amino acids. NCBI's taxonomy places the organism in Eukaryota, Metazoa, Arthropoda, Arachnida, Scorpiones, Buthidae.
UGGAUCAACUUUCUGUUUGUGUCAAGAGUUCAAUAGCAUAACCGGUAAAACUGUUGAUACUUGUGGCGCUACCAUCGAGGCGGAAAUCGUGUGUGUCCCAUAUUUUUCAAUAACACUCGCUCGAUAGACACCGUCGAUGCGGGUUGGAGUCACCGGGCUCUGCAAAUGGAGAUUGUGCCAUCGGACUGGUGAAAAGGAAGAGCGCAGAUGACGGCCAUCGCCAUGAAAAGCCACGAAUAUCUUCCCGGAAGAAUCCAAAAUGACGAACGAGAUUGGUACGAAAGCGACUUACAACUGGCGGCCGAAUUGGGGAAGACGUUGCUGGAAAGGAAUCAAGAGCUAGAAUGUAAUUUAAGACAAUACGCUACUUACGUCGAAGAACAAAAUCAAGAAAUCGAGUUCCUGACCAGGCAGCUUUCCGCUAUGAAAGAUGUCAACGAAUCUCGCCUGAAGCUCUACGAACAGUUAGAGACGAGUAUCGCCGAAUUCGACAAGACAAAUAUCAAACUGCAACAAGAAUCGAUCGCCGAUAAGAAAAAGAUAAAAAGUCUCAAUAAUACGGUGAAUUUGCUGGAGAAAAGAUGCGAAGAUUUAGAAAUGUUAGUGGAAGAGUUAAAAAAUACGAGAGAAUACGGAGAAACCAUACAAGAAAUCAUCAAGCAUAACGAUUGCGACAUCCUUGUAAAGACAAAAGACGUCUUCAAGAACAAAGAAAAUGAAUACGAAGAGGAAAUUUGCAAAUUGAAAGCAUCCCUUUCCAAAGCAAAAAGCAAUAUGGCCAGGGAACAGAGACAGAGAGAAGAAUUGGAACUUGAACUUAGUUUCUUGUUACAGGACAAUACGACUCUUCAGAAACAGUUAGAAUGUUACAAAGAGAAAUUGUUAUAUUUGGAUGGAAAAUGUAGUCGGCAGGACGAAUACGAAUGUAUCCAGAUCAACAGAUCGCUUCAUCAUCAUCAUCAAUCGUCCAUAAACGAUCUUAUGUACAUGCAAUCCGACGUGGAGGACGAUUCUCUAACUAAAGAGGACCUGACGCUUUUCCACCUCAAUAAUGGCGUCGUGGCUUACGGAAAACAGGAUUCAAUUCUUCCCGUUAGUAACUUAAUCAACGAUUCUCAAUACGAAAUGAGGAAUGCCACGUCUCUUCUGAACGAACUCGAUGCUCAGUAUCGAGUUCUUAUAGAUAAGUACGAAUACAUGGUUCAGAGCAGGGUAAAGAAAGACGAUUCGAAGAAUAUAAACUACGAAGAUUCAUCCACGAAAGAUUCUUUCGUCUCGAAUUCAAACGACACGAAAGAUUCGUCCGAUUGGGAUUCUGGAAUUUCAGAAAUUUCGGAUCAGAGUCUAUCGAGCCAAGUGAGUGUCCAGACGGAUAUUUCGAAUAAAUCCAUCGAAGGAAACUUUAAACACGGGCCGCCAGCUUACAAGAAGCUGUUUGCCGAAAUUUUUAGUGUCUUGAAACGAUCUUUGCCCAACGACGGCGAAGAAGAAUCAAAAGACGCGGUUGCCAAGGAAUCGGUCGUGCCAAAUUCUACUUCGGAGCAAAUGCAAAUUAAUUCAAAAGAGGACUUUUCCGCGACCGAAAAGAAGAAAUCGGAACGUUCCGAUAAAGUAAACACUGCGAAAAAGACUAACGAUGCUCCAGUUUUGAGCAGGAUACAGCCAUCAUCGGUUACUUCUCAACGUAAGUUUGUGAGUAAGAAAUCGUGCAACGAAAUUGUAAAAAACAUAAAAAAUUCCGCAUUUGCAGAAAUUCGAGCCAAGUUCGAAAACAGCAAUAGCAAUAUACCCGUUAAAAAGAACUAUUAUAAGACGUACGCCGAUGUCUUGAAGGGAAGACAUCGAGUCGUCCCUCAAAUCCAAUAAAGACGAUUCUCUAACUAAAACUCACACCCCCAACCAUUGAAUAUUUUACUCGCUUUUAACAGAUGGGAUACUAAAAACAUGAAUUAAUUGCUUAGAAUUUUAAAUAUUGUAUUUAACGGAAUAUUCAAAAUUUGUAUAUUUUAAAAAUAUAUUUUUUAAACGUGAUUAUUUUUAAAACUAAACCCGUGGAAAUACCUUUUGUAGAAACGGAUUUUUUGUAUGUCAUCUUGUAAAUUGGUAAUUUAAAAAAAAUCAAUCUCUAAGUUUCGGGGACUUCUUGUUUAUUAUCUAACAAUUUUUCCACCGCUCCAUCUGCCGCUCUGGAUAACGAGUUCGUAUAUCUCGAGAGCACGAUACAUGCGGGUCCUAUCCGCCAUUGUUGGCUUAACUGUACCCGUGCACGAAAGCACGAAAAAAGGCUUCCUUAGUUAAAAUAAGGAUUGCAUUAACGUAUCCAUUAAUGUAAUGCUGGCAAAGCAUUUAUUCGUAUAGCAUUAACCCGUAGCGCUUUGUGAUUAACCGAAAUACGAAAUGAAAUUUCGCAGCAGUUGAACAGAAUUGGCCAGAUUUCAUUCUUCGGACAAACAUUUGUAGCUAACGUUGUCGUAACUGAAAAUUUGAUAUAUUGGAGGAUGGCGGAGACCCGAAGGAAUGGACGAUUCUAGGAUUAACAAUAGCUUCCGCGUAAUUCGGAUAUGUCCUUUGACGGUUGCGUUGUGGGGAAUCGUCCAACUACUUAGGCUCCAUCCGCAUUAAUUAGAGAUCCACCGGAUUCGAGAUUAGCGCUGGAAAAUGUUGCGUACCGGGCUUUCGAUCGUACGAAAUUUUUCAUUUCGGUAACUUUUACUCGCCUUCUGUUAUACGCAUCGGCCGAAGUGACCCCCAUUUUUGGACUCCGAACCUUUACACGUCGAGAAAGUAAAAAAAUUCGCUUUUUUCUGUAUGUACGGAUGUUAGCGAUUUUGUUCUGGCUUUAAAGCUUAAUGGGCCUUUUGUCGAACAUUUCCGAAACCUUUGCAAGGUUCGUGUAUUAGGGAUUAGCAUCAAUUUUCGUGGUUAAAGGUCGAGGGGAGGUAGAUAAAGUGGGUCGUAUCUCCGGUAGGGUCGGACUUAAUGACGGUUUUAUUCGUUAUUAGCAUUUAUAAUUUUUAAAUAUAAAACUCAUCCUCGCUCUCAAAAUUAACUUAUAAAAUGGAAAAGAGCUUAAACAUAUUUUUAGAAAAUUUUUAUAGCGGAUGGCGCUACCAAAAUUUGAAGCGAUGCGUUUCGUUAAAAAUACGAGAUUUCGCUCGCUAAUUUAUUAUUUUAUUACAUUUCUUCCGGUAAUCGCAACGAGUAUUUUUCCAAAACACCGAUCCAAUUAGCAAUUUCCCGUUGUUUCCUUCUCGACAAAAGGGAAAAAAUAUAUAUAAACGGGUUUUCUAUACAUUACGUCCAACGGAAGGGUAAGGA